Molecule: messenger RNA, 353 nt
Organism: Linum tenue
Lineage: Eukaryota; Viridiplantae; Streptophyta; Magnoliopsida; Malpighiales; Linaceae
Source: the annotation of a GenBank genome assembly
GAGCAUCGGAAACGUCCUCUACCCUUCGCCAAUUCCCCAUUAUCGACUUUGUUGCCGCCUUCCCAGCUACUACCUUUUCCCAACCCGCUAUCUGCAAUCCCCAACUACUGUAUAGAAUCCGAAUUGGGCCUUCCUCUAUGCGGAACUGCUUCUAGCCCGUGUGAGAAGGGGAGUCCAAAGCAUGAGUUCCCCUUCGUUUUGUCCGAGCUUCAAUUUUCGGGAAACGAAGGGCAAUAUGUAUGUCGCCUGAAGGUCCUGCACUGGUCUAAGUCGACGAAGAGAGAGCGUGUCUUGACAAUGGUAGGUCAAAUUCGGUAUUGUUGUUGCUAGAUUAUAGCAGUUGUGUAUCUGUG